Pocillopora verrucosa is the source of this 1104-nucleotide messenger RNA. RefSeq names its product ribosomal RNA small subunit methyltransferase NEP1-like. NCBI's taxonomy places the organism in Eukaryota, Metazoa, Cnidaria, Anthozoa, Scleractinia, Pocilloporidae. Gene Ontology annotation, cellular component: nucleolus; small-subunit processome. Gene Ontology annotation, biological process: rRNA base methylation. Gene Ontology annotation, molecular function: rRNA binding; rRNA (pseudouridine) methyltransferase activity. The record is from RefSeq and is a predicted model, not a curated record.
ACACGUGCAGUCAUGGCGGACGAAGGGAGCGAGUUUGAAAGGCCGCGCAAAAUUCCUAAAACACUGAAAGAAAAGGACUCUGGAAAACGGCUUAUUGUAAUCCUAGAAAAAGCUUCACUUGAGACAGUUAAAAAUGGAAAAAGUUUCGAGUUACUUAAUUGUGACAAACAUAAAACUAUAAUGAGGAAAAAUAAGAAAGAUCCGGCAACAGCUAGACCAGACAUCACUCAUCAGAGUUUGUUGAUGUUACUGGACAGUCCGCUGAACAAAGCAGGUCUUUUACAAGUCUACAUUCAUACAGAGAGAAAUGUCCUUAUUGAGAUUAACCCACAUACCAGAAUACCAAGAACGUUUGACCGCUUUUGUGGGCUUAUGGUUCAGUUGUUGCACAAACUUAGCAUUCAUGCUUCUGAUGGUCCUCAAAAGUUACUCAAGGUCAUCAAGAACCCUGUAACAGAUCAUUUACCAACUGGUUGUAGGAAAGUGGGAACAUCUUUUCAUUCUGAUAAUCUUGUGAAGUUAAAGGAUGUUAUACCAAAAGAUGAGCCCAUUGUGUUUGUUGUUGGAGCCAUGGCACACGGCUCGAUUGAUGUUCCUUAUGUGGAAGACACUGUGGCAAUAAGUCAAUAUCCAUUGUCAGGGGCUUUAACUUGUGCAAAAAUCUGUACUGCUUUUGAAGAAGCAUGGGGAGUAGUGUGACAAUAGAUGAUCUUUUAACGGCUUUGUAAUGCCAUCAUUAAGGAAUUCAGGGCAACUGAGUAAACAGAAGAAGUUUUGGUACUUUGAAGAGCACCAACUUGUUUUCUUUGUAAUAUAAAACUAUAAAAAUAGAUUUUCUGGUUAAUGAUGAGUAUAUUGCCUUAUCCACUAUCAUAUUUUUUAAUUCAGGAAGCAACCAUGUCUAUGGAAGUGAGUUGUGGGAAUAUUUUCAGUACAAAUGUCACUCACGGUAUACUUUCCCUAAGAGAAGUUAAACCUGCCCUUUAACUCUUCACUUGAAGGGCAAGUCACAAUUGUAUAGAACAAAAGAUACUUUUAAUUAAUAUGUCAAUCUGCAGAGUGGUUUUUGCCAGAGACAAUUCAUUAAAAUAAGACAACAGGGAA